Messenger RNA from Aspergillus versicolor CBS 583.65, 1656 nucleotides. RefSeq lists its product as uncharacterized. The coding region runs from base 182 to 1534 and encodes 450 amino acids. The transcript has a single exon. Lineage: Eukaryota; Fungi; Ascomycota; Eurotiomycetes; Eurotiales; Aspergillaceae. The record is from RefSeq and is a predicted model, not a curated record. Gene Ontology annotation, molecular function: metal ion binding; ATP binding.
AAGACCUAUAUAUACAGCCUCAUACCAUUCUGUUAAAAUCCCUUUAAUAGCUUAAAGCAGACCGAUUCGAUCUUCUGUUUACCGACCAUUGUUCCCUGGCAGCUAUUCUUGCAACUCCCAAACUUCUACUUCCUAUUUCCUGAAUAUGAGCUCGGCUGGACGCAAAGGCACGCGGCAAACGAUGGCUUUCCCUCCUGUCGUACUCGACACGACCUUGUCUGAUUUAUUUGCAGAACAGCAUGAGAGAGCUGUAUUGGCCUAUUGCGCUACCGACGAUCUGCCCCCAAUACUUCCGUCGAUUCCACAUUCCCAGAAAUUUAUAUACAGUGGGCUGCCCCUUGUCGAAGGGGACGCAGUCGGGCUGGUGCUCCGGUGCAAGGGCUAUCCGCAGCAUUUGGGCUUCAUCGCUGGAAACAUACCUAUCUACUUUUUGGAGUAUCCCGAGACACCCGCCGCUAGUCUCAAAACAUUCUGCUAUGAAUUUGAACGCGUAUACGAUGCGCUGCGUGAAGACCAACGUCCAGAGACACACCGCAUAAAACACCCAUCCAAGCUUUCUCUCCCCGAAAACGCUGGAAUUGUGACGGUGCGAAGCCAAGACAGCCUGGCUCACCUUCCAUCCUUGGUCGAUCCUGAAGUACAAUAUGACCUGAGCUCGAAGAGGGCGCUUGCGAUUUCCGGGAUUCCCACGCCAAAGACAGAGAUUAUCGACUCGAUUCUCAGCCCUGACCAGGUGCUAGACAAAGACACGAUAGGCAAAGAAGUGGCGCGCUUAAUUUCGAAGGCUCAAGUCUGGGAGCCCCCAUUUAUUCUGAAACUACAAUAUUCUGCCGCUUCAGGGGGCACUUUUGUGGUGCGCUCCAAGGAAGACUGGGACAAUUGUGUUUGUACUGUCACAGACGAGCUCCAUCUCAUCCUGCGCCAGCUCAACCGUGAAAAUCAUGGGUUCCAACCGGCAAGCCUUUUAUUACAGGAAUUCAUUCCUGGGGAAUCAAUUGGAAUUUCCUUUUUUGUCACAAAGGAAGGCACAGCCAUCUUUUUAGGGGCUUGUGGGCAGUUGUUCGGUGAAGACAAGCUUUGGAUUGGUGCCAGCAUCUCCUACAAAGAACAGGACCGGAUAUAUCGCGAGAACAAAAGCAUCUUAGACUGCACCGCUCGCUACGCUCAUGCGCAAGGCUACUUCGGGCCAUUCGGCAUUGACGUGAUGAGAGAUAAGAACGGUGAGCCUCUGGUGAUUGACUUGAAUCCACGGUCAACUGGGGCAACGCCUCUGUGCCUACUGCGACAGCACCUCUCGGUCAAAAGGGGCCUCCACGAAGCGACACUCCUGAUGCCUAUUCUCUUGGACGUCAAGUGGGCCGAGUUCACAGAUGUGUUCAGGGAUGAGCUCUUUUCUGGUCAACUGAUUGUCACCUCAUGGAAUCAGGUACCGGAGAAGAGAUAUAGCGUAGCCGGCGUCGUUAUAGCUGCCGAAACAAAGGCCGGGCUUCAGGCCGGGAUUCUGAAAGUUAAAACAUUCAACGUCAAUGAAUAGGGUGCAGGGGGGGUAGUGGAAAUCGUGUGACAGAUGACACAAUAGCUGCGAGGGAAUCUGGGGCUCAGCGUUGAAUGUGGAUAGUAAAAAUGACAAAUGAUCACCCAAGUCAAAGUCCCGAG